GGCUUGAGCCGCAGGCGGGCGCACCAGGCUCGCACCACUCCUUUUGCUUUGCGUGUUCCCAAGGAAACGCAGCGCGUCUGAGGCCGGAAAGGGGAGGGCGGUUGCUUGUUCAGAGCGCUCGGUUGCGUUGUGAUGUCAUAACGCGAACUCCCCGCGGUUCUCGAUCAGCUUCAGUGCUGCGCUUCCCUGCUUUGAGGUUACGCCACGCCCACCCUAAUGAAUUUCCUCUCUCUCGUUUUGUGGCACCUGUUCCUUCUCUACCUACAGCCUCAAUUGCGCUGAGGGAUCUGUUGCAGCCCUCUCCCAUCCUACGCCGCGAAGAUGGCACAACAGCAGCAUGGCCCCGGCGGUCACUACUCCGGGCACAACCCCAUUCCCACCGUGAGGCAGUUCGUAGAGAACCUCGACCGCGACAAGAAGAACCGUGAUAAACAAAUCGACGCUGCCAAUGUUGCGAACGGACAGACUGGGACAACAGCGCCAACUACUGCUGCUGGUACAACGCCCACAUCGCCCACAACGCCCACCAAGACAGGCAAGAAGACGCCUGCCACGACACCGAAGACGCCUGCCACGACACCGAAGACACCAGCCCAGGAUGGCGUCGAAGAUCACAAGGCUCAGUCGAAGACGAUCGAGGGCACAGAGAAAACAGUCACAGACCCCACAACUGGUCGGGAAGUCGUGAUUGCGGACGUGAAUAAGGAUAUGAUCGAUGAGGUCGAGAACCCACAUCUGAUUGUGCCCAAUGCCAACCUGAAUAAGCCUACUCCCAUCAAGACAGACCCUUCACAAUCGCUCGCCGAGUACAAGGAGGCGCAAGAUGUGACCGCACCACCAGACCCAGUCGCCGAAGGGACUACCUCUGAUGUACCCAUCCAUGGCGAAAAGACUAACGUUCUUUUCCACCCCACGCCGUCCGUCAGCUAUGAGCCCAUGUUCGCUGAGCUAGAGAAGCGGGCUGGAAUACUAUGCAUUGGCAUCUUGAUGACUACAGUAGUCGUGGGUAAAUUGUUCGGUGGUGCUUUGAAGGGCCUGAUUCCCUUGGCCAUGUGUCUGGCAUCUGGAGUCUGGCUCUGGAUGAAGGAGGUUGUGCGCAGCGGUAGGGAGGUCGAGUGGUCUAGCGAGCAGACUCGGGGCCAACUGGCCACCCUCAACCUGCUCCCCGAAUCCGUCGAAUGGAUGAACACCCUCCUUGGCAUAAUGUGGGGGCUUAUCAACCCUGACAUGUUCCAGGGCGUUGCCGAUACACUUGAGGAUGUCAUGCAGGCUUCUGUUCCAGGCAUCAUCGAGAACGUCCGAGUCGCCGAGAUCAACCAGGGAAGCAACCCUCUUCGAAUUCUCAGCAUGCGCGCGCUACCCGACAAGCACAUGGGCGAGGUGAAGCAGGCCAUCCACGAGGAGAACAAAAAGACCAAAGACCCCCAAGAAGCGGCAGCAGACGAGGAGGGCGGUGACUUCUACAAUCUGGAAGUCUCGUUCGCCUACCACGCCCAGCCGAGCGGCAAGCGUACAUCAGACAAGGCCCGCAAUAUGCACAUGAACUUGGUAUUCUACCUGGGGAUUAAGGGUCUCUUCGGUGUCCCACUGCCAAUUUUCGUCGAGCUUCAGUCGUUAGUCGGUACUGUCCGCCUGCGAAUGAACUUGACACCCGAGGCACCCUUCUUGAAGAACCUAACAUUCACCCUGAUGGGUGUUCCCCAGGUCACGGCCGGCUGCGUUCCCAUGUCUGAGAAGGCGCCCAACCUUCUUAACCUCCCGCUGAUCAGCAAUUUUGUUAACUACGCAAUUAAAGCAGCGGCGAGCAUGUACGUUGCUCCUAAGUCCAUGUCCAUUGACAUGAGGGCUAUUCUGCAGGGCGACUCAAUCCAAAAGAAUACCGAAGCCCUCGGUGUGCUCUGGAUUCGCAUCCACCGCGCAAAGGGUCUCAGCAAGCAGGAUCGACGCGGCUCCAAGCACGGUGGCAGCGACCCAUACAUCACACUCGCAUUCUCGAAAUACGGAAAGCCGAUGUACUGCACUCGCGUCAUCACCGAUGAUCUCAACCCCAUCUGGGAGGAGACUGCUGCUCUUCUCGUUAGCCCCGAGUUGAUCAAGGCGAACGAGAACCUGAGUGUCGAACUUUGGGACUCUGAUAGGCAUACCGCGGAUGAUAUCGUUGGCAAGGUCGAGCUCUCCAUGCAAAAGAUGAUUCAGCACCCUGGCAAAAUGUACCCUCAAGUCUCGAAGCUGGCGGGUAUGGAUGCGGACAGCGAGAUGCCUGGCGAGCUGCACUGGGAGGUCGGCUACUUUGGUAAGCCCAAGUUCAGGCCUGAGCUGAGGACAGACGGCAAGAACAAGUCUCUCCCAGACCAGCUCAAGGACGACCCCAGCCUUCAGGAUGAGAAAGGUGUAAUCAACUCAGACGACGACGAUGCGGUCAUGCACACUCCUCCGGACCCGCUCUGGCCUAGUGGUGUAUGCAGCAUUAUCGUCCACCAGAUUGUCAACCUCGAACUUGAGAACGUCAAGGGUACCGCGGGCAGUAGGAAUGGCCGCGAGUACGAGCCCGCUAAGCCUUACGGCGAGGCCACCGAGGAGACUGGCGGCGAUCUUCCUACCUCAUACUGUACUAUUCUGUACAACGAUCAGCUGGUUUACCGCACCCGCGCCAAGGCAGUCUCCUCUCAACCCAUCUUCAACGCUGGAACGGAGCGCUUUGUUCGCGACUGGCGCUCGGCUAUCAUCACUGUUACAGUCCGCGACUCGCGCAACCGCGAGCACGAUCCCAUCCUUGGUGUUGUACCCCUCAAGCUCUCUGACAUCCUCGAGACCUCUUCGCAAGUCACUCGCUGGUACCCUCUUGAUGGUGGUAUUGGUUUCGGUCGCGUUCGCAUCUCACUUCUGUUCCGCAGCAUCGAGACACGCCUGCCUCCCCAGAUGCUCGGUUGGGACGUUGGUACAUUCGAGUUCAGAUCUCACAAUAUCCUGAUGACUGGCUACAACCACUCCCCCAAGCUCAAGCUCCGAACAGGUGGCAGCACAGGCAAGAUCAGCCGCGCCCACGCGCAUAAGCUGCCUGAGGGCGACGGCUACUACUUCGAUAUGGAGAAGCAUGACGGCCGCGACAACGUUCGCCUGCCUGUGAAGCAUCGCUACAGAUCCCCUAUCGUCUUCGAGUUCCACACAGCCGGCAAGCGCAAGGCAGACGCCUACGCUGUCAUUUGGCUACAGCACUUCAUCGACAACGAGGAUGCCGACAUCAACAUCCCUAUCUGGCAAACACAACACCCUCAGCGUCUCACACAGAACUACAUCACCGAAGACAACUGUGCGCAGGAGCCUGGCCUUGAGGACCUCAAAGAGGUCGGUCGCUUGCAAUUCCGUGCGCGCUUCAAGGCCGGCACAGACGAGUCCCAUCAAUCUUUCGUCGUCGACAAUGAUUCACGCGAGACGUACGAGACCUGGGAAGCAUGUCUUACUGAAGGCGUGCGCACCCGCAAGGUCGACAAGGAACUGCCUGAGCGCGUACAGCAGCUCCACGAAGAGUCCCUCACCGCAGGUCGCGACAUCCUCAAGAACGCUGACGAGGAGGAGAAAAAGAAGUGGCUCGCAAAGGACGGCAAGGACUGGUCUGGCGCCUUCGGCGAAGAUCCCAAAGCCUACAUGGAUACCAAGGGCCGCAAGCGCCGCGAGCCCGGCGUCGAAGAACCUUUGCACGACCGCUUCCACCCGUCCUCCGACGAAGACCACGACGACGACUCCGACAACGACUCCACAUCGAGCUCAGAUCUGGGCGUCGAAGACGCAAUGACCGCCGGCAACGCAUCUGCCAUGCCUGGCGGGCCCAGCGGCGGCGACCAGUCGAAGCAGGACGGCGGCAUCAAGCACCAGGCGACCGACCUGUCACCCGACGGUACAGCAGGCCGUCCGAGCCAGAGCACGGCACGCACAUGGGAGACAUCGGACUCAAACGGCAGUCAGUCGAACAGCAGCAUCAACAAGCAGAACAAGCGGACCGAGGAGCGCAAGCACCGCGGAUUGAUGCAGUGGAAGCCCGCGAGGAAUAUUGUUUUCGCCAAGGACCAGAGCAAGAUUGGCAUCAAGAAGUUGACUAAGAAAGUGACGGGCGGCUUGGAGGGCCGACAGCCUGGCGUUGAGACUGAAACUGGAAACUAAACGACUCUCCUGCAUACCAUAACCGAGGUUCAGCAAGGCGUUAUGGUGCAGAUCCAUUUUGUGGAAGUCAAAUGACUACGAUGAUUUCAUUUUGUGAUAACGAUAGCGUGCAGGCGAAAAGGCAAUAAGUGGUUUGGAAAUAGUAAUUGUAUCACAGAAGCUACAGCAUGUAGGACUUACUUCAACGUCUCCGACACGUUAGCAUGACGACCCACAAUGUGUUUCGGUGCGAGCCUGGGCUUCAGCUCUGCUCGACGGCUUGUUCUCGGCAAAGACUGAUAUCACGUUCGUAUAGUGUCACGCAUGCACACUUACCUGGCUGUCGAAUUCACCAACGAUAUCAGGCGGACUAUCACGUAGCA
Messenger RNA from Didymella exigua CBS 183.55, 4520 nucleotides. Its product is annotated as meiotically up-regulated gene 190 protein. Bases 322 to 4158 code for a protein of 1278 amino acids. The record is from RefSeq and is a predicted model, not a curated record. The transcript has 4 exons. Gene Ontology annotation, molecular function: lipid binding. Lineage: Eukaryota; Fungi; Ascomycota; Dothideomycetes; Pleosporales; Didymellaceae.